This is a messenger RNA of Eimeria acervulina, 1056 nucleotides long. Its product is annotated as saccharopine dehydrogenase, putative. Gene Ontology annotation, biological process: glycolipid biosynthetic process. Bases 1 to 1056 code for a protein of 351 amino acids. Lineage: Eukaryota; Apicomplexa; Conoidasida; Eucoccidiorida; Eimeriidae. The transcript has 8 exons. The record is from RefSeq and is a predicted model, not a curated record. Gene Ontology annotation, cellular component: plasma membrane.
AUGGCAUCUAAACAGGCGGCAGCCCCUCCGCCUGUCGAUGAACAGCGCGAAUUCCACUUAGGCGUUCUGGGUAGUACAGGACUUAUCGCCUCCUAUCUCUGCGACAACUAUGGUAAAGACAGCGGAGUGAAGUUUAUCUUCGGUGGCCGCAGCGCUGUUCGUUUGCAAGAAUUGAAGAAGUCUCUUUCUGUCAAAUAUGCAAUCAAUGAAGCAGACAUACAUACAGCUGUUGCUGAUGUAGACGACUAUAAAUCUCUCCUAGACUUCACCAAGAGAUGCCGGGUGCUGCUGACGACUGUGGGGCCUUAUAUGCUGUAUGGAGAGCCGGUGGCGCGUGCAUGCGUUGAGACGAGGACGCACUACUGCGAUCUUACUGGAGAGAUGCCUUUUGUUGCGCUGCUGCAUGCGCGGCACGGCUUAGCAGCAAAAGAGAGAGGAGUGAAGCUGAUAUCUUUCUGCGGUUUUGACAGCAUACCCAGCGACAUAGCAGUAAUGCUUAUUCAAAAUAGAGCUAUAGAAAAGACUAAGAAACCCUGCAGAGAGGUGAAGUUAGCAGUGCGCAGCAUACGAGGAGGGAUUUCAGGUGCAACGCUUGCGUCUGCAUUGAACGUCAUUGGGCACAAAGCGAUGAACAGCCCCUAUUACCUCGCAGCGCAUGCAGUCGAUGGACCCCACAACAGCCUCGCAGGGCUGCCUGUGCAACCCAGAGUCUGCGCGUUGCAUCGCGAUGCCGACUUCGGCUAUUCAACAUUUUAUGUGAUGGCGCGCGUUAAUGAAAAUGUUGUUAGGUGGACAAACGCUUUACUAGAUUACCGAUACGGGUAUAAAGAAACAGCUAAGAUGGCUGCAGAAGCAGCACUUACUGUUGCUUUACAGCUCAGCAGCUGCACACCUCUAACGGGGGUGCUAUCGCCUGCUGCGGGUAUCGGCGAUCCGUUAGUUAAACGUCUUAUUGCUAAAGGCAUUACUUGCAAAGUUUAUGAACAAACUAAUACACAAACACCAGCAGCAGCAGCAGCAGCAGCAGACACGCAAACAACCAAGAAGGCUCUCUGA